Molecule: messenger RNA, 3356 nt
Organism: Priapulus caudatus
Lineage: Eukaryota; Metazoa; Priapulida; Priapulimorpha; Priapulimorphida; Priapulidae
Product: kanadaptin-like
Exons: 13
Coding region: 128-2866 (912 amino acids)
Molecular function (GO): protein binding; mRNA binding
Source: RefSeq, a predicted model, not a curated record
CUUGUUGUUAGUUUGUAAAUGAAAACAGACAGUUACACUCUGUGGCUAUCGCUUAUUAUAUACAAUGUUUUUGAAAACUUAAUUAUUUAAAUUGUCAUUCGCAGGUAUAUACUACUAGUAGGCGACUAUGGAUACAGACAAAAGGACACGUGAAGGUGAUUCACUUGACAAGGAACCUCUUCCUCUGGCUCUGCCUCUGCUGGUACAGUCGCCACCUGCUAGUAAUACUUAUACUAUUACUAAUAGUAGUAUUGUUGACCAUGCUGGUGAUGCAAAUUCUACUGUAGAACUAUGCCAACGUGUUCAGAUGCCUUCGCCAGCAGAGCAUGUAGUUGAGGCAAAAGUUAGCAAUCUGGCACCUACAGAAAUGCAGGCUACAGCGCCCCAUAAAAAACAGAAUGUUGCGUUUAAAAUGCCUAUGAUGGUCGGACCACGGCCGGGUUUUUCUAAGCAUUCAAAGACAAUUGAACCUGCAGCCGAAAGCAUCAGUCGUUCUGAGAUUACACAGAAAAGUGCAACCCCGCACUUAACAGCACAAGGAAUUCCUGAGGAGGACAACAGUGAAACGGCCAAUAUAAGCGAAAACUCAGAAUCCAGUAAUGCGGAAGAUAUUGACAAGUCCAAAUACAAUAAUAUUACUAAUCAUUCCUCAGUUAAAUCACCGGUAACACGACUAGAAGAAAAGGUCGCCCAAAUCCCUUACAAGGAGCCAUCAUGGGGUGGUAUUUCCUUACAUGAAUAUAAAUUUGAGGUGUUGAGGAAUGGUUCAAUAAUUUCUACUGUCGACCUUGACAAUAAAUCCUUCUAUGUGUUUGGGCGGUUGGAAAGCUGUGACAUAGUGAUGGAACACCCUUCAUUGUCACGAUACCAUGCUGUAGUCCAGUACCGGUCAUCGACAUCUGGUGGUCACAACAAGGGCUUCUACCUGUUCGACCUCAACAGUACCCAUGGCACAUACCUCAAUAAGGAGAAAAUCAGACCAAAAACGUACUACAGGAUUCACGUUGGCCACAUAAUAAAAUUUGCAGGGAGUACACGGCUCUAUUUGCUUCAGGGUCCAGAUGAGGAUCAAGAGGAGGAGUCCGAGCUUAGUGUAACUGAGCUGAAGAUGCUGAGGAAACAGGAGGAGGCAGAGUUGCAGAAGGAGCUGGAUGAGUCUGAUGGGAAAGAUACAGGAGAAGGCGAGAGCCAACAGGAGGAGGAAGAAUCCCAACAAUCUGGGAUUAACUGGGGGAUGGGUGAGGAUGCUGUAGAAGAAGAUCCAUUAGCAGAAAAUCCUUUUGCACUUGAGGUAUUCUCCCAGAAGGAGUACAGAGAUCCUAAGAAGACUCUACGUGGCUUUUUCGAACGUGAAGGUUUGGAGUUGGUAUAUGAUGUUACAGAAAAAGGACCAUCUCACAAUAAGCAAUACAACUGCAGAGUGAAGCUUCCUAUCGAGGGCAAUCAGGGGGAGCCACUAUAUGCUGAGGCUAGCAUCAUAGGAAAGAAGAAAGAAGCCGUGCUGCAAUGUGCACUAUCAGCUUGUCGUAUACUGGAUGCCAACAACCUUCUACGACAGGCAUCUCAUGAGAGCCACAAAAGAAAGCUGAAGAGCUUACACGCCGAAGAUUAUUACAGCAGUGAUGACGACAAUUUUCUCGACAGAACCGGCACUGUUGAGCAAAAACGUGUUCAGCGACUGAAACGUGCGGGCAAGGAGGAAAAGGCGGUUGAAACUUACGACUCACUUUUGGAGAUGCUGAAAACUGUUGAGACUUGCAUAGCAGAGAAUGAAGCCAUAUUGAAGCAAGCCAGCACAGAGGUACAGGAUACUGGAGAGGUGGAUCCACUUGAUGCGUUCAUGAAUAAUAUUCGAGCAACGGGAGGAUUUGGAGCAAAGGAGAGGAUGGAGAUGAAGAAACAAAUUUUUGAGUUGAGAAAUGAAGAGAAGAGGCUGCAGCAUCUUAUCAACAUAGCAAAGCCCGCAUCCCUGCCAGCGUUAAAGCCAGUUGUCCCUACUGCUACUGGGGCAUCUGCAUCUCAUGAGGGGAAUGAUGAUGUGUCGACGCAUACAGGUGGCCACGUGCCUGUGGUUGGACACAUGAAAGGUUAUCACACACAUGGUGACGGCAAGUCCAAACCAAAGGGUUCGCAGAUUUUACAAGAACACCAGCCACUUUCAGAAUCUCAGGAAGGAGUUGAGGAAGAAGAAGAGGACGAGAGUGAUGAGAGACCAGAGAACAAUGGAAAGAGUGAUAAAAAUACCUUAAUAAAUAAAAAAUCUGGGGAUGAAAAUAAGAUUACAGUGAAGCCUCUUCCAACAACAAAACUUAAAGGCCCUCAGCUUCCACCACACCUGCUGGAUAAAGUAAGAAAAUUUGCAACAACCCCACAACCCGUCAGCUCAUCAAAUCUACCUGGUGAUCACGACAUUAUAGAACCGAUAAUUGCCCUAAUUAUGAAGUGUGAAGGUGACGAAAUUGUGAAGAAUGAACAAAAUGAAAGGGAAGUGUUGCCCAAAGACGAAUCCAUUGAGAAUCUUACAUCGUCAAAUGAUGCAUUGGAAUGUAACACUGAAGUACUUCACGAACGUACGAAACCCGAAGAAAGCACUGCUGUCUCGGUGAGUCAACAACCAAAAGACGUAACUCCGUCAGUGAUGGAGGUAACGGAAGAUACUACAUUGUUAGAGGUGGGCGACCAUGAUGAGGAAGACAAGCGUGCAACGAAGAGACGGCAGCACCAACAAAAUAGACAGAGAAAGAGGAAGAAGCAGGAAUCCGAUUCUGGGUAUGAUCCCUUAGACCCCAACUAUGCUGUGUGGGUUCCUCCUGCAGAUCAGAGUGGGGAUGGGAAAACAGCACUGAAUGACCGGUUUGGCUACUAACGAUUUCGAUGGUAUAUCAUUCGCUCACAUGUGGCACUUUUCCAAAGCUAUGCCAGUCGUCCUAAAGGGAGAACGCCAUCGGUUUGCAACAGAUUUGCUGACGUGUAAACAGAUUGAUGUAUUAUACAGUCCGAUUACAAUUUGUUUGAAAGACAAUAAGAUCGAGUAAAGUUCCGUUUGAGAAUCUGAAACAAUUUACCCAGUGUUUUCCUAGCCAGUCAAAAGCUAGUUAAAUGAGGAAAUGAGUCAUAACCUGCAUUGAUUAAACCCACAGCUUUGUAUAUUUUCUUUUAAAAAUGUAUUUGCAGGUAUUUGUAUAAAUGGACAUAUGACAUUCAUAUGUGUACCUACAAGUUCAAGAACAGUGAUGCUGAAAUUAUGUGCCUGUGUCACUAUUAAACUAAUUAUCUGUUUUAAUACAUUUAAUAAAUUAAAACCAUAAUGCUGAAUGUAUUUGACAAUAAAUCACUUUUGUUAAAACCAUCAAAAA